Drepanopeziza brunnea f. sp. 'multigermtubi' MB_m1 is the source of this 789-nucleotide messenger RNA. RefSeq lists its product as uncharacterized. The record is from RefSeq and is a predicted model, not a curated record. Lineage: Eukaryota; Fungi; Ascomycota; Leotiomycetes; Helotiales; Drepanopezizaceae.
AUGGCACAUGAACUAGCUUCUGUACCAGUCGUUCCAAGAAUCCUCUUGGACCAUUCUAAAACACCACCAACCACCAUGGACACCAUCAUUGCGCUCAUGGUGACCCUCUGGUGGAUCCGCUUGAAUCUUAUACCGCCAUCAAGGAUGCACCCGAUCUUUCGGAAGGUCCUCUGUAGCGAGGAGUUCCUAGAGUCACUGGUGUCUCUCUCUGGCAUCCGUGUCAUCCGCUCCUUGUCUCUUGGAGAGCCGAUCAAGUCGGCGAUACGCCCCUUGCCGUUCCUGCCAACUUGUUCUGAUGUCUAUCAAGCCGGCUUCGAGAUCUCAUCGUCUGGGUUUUCAUGCUUUGUUCCACUUCCUACGGUCAGUGUGGUCUUAAUUCUGCGCGUACUAUUUAUGUUACUCGAAGCCACCUUUAAUCUUCUCUUUUGGGCAACUUCUACUAAGACUUCUAAUCACAAUGAUCCUGACGCAUUGUGUCCUUGGGCAACGGAUGGCCUUUGUCCUCACUCCCCCGCGAAUCAAUUUCCCCGGAGUGAUUUCACUCUUUCUGCUGAAGAACUGGUGGAACAAGCUGCAGAAAUCGCGGGGAGGAAAAAGGCACUUGGGAGAGUGAACAGGAUCACACACAGAAAUGCAGAUCUCGUUGCAUACCGCGAGAAGGUCAAUGAGGCCCAGAGAGUAUGGCGCAAGCAGGCUGCUGUAGUUGCUUCUCGAAGCAGAAAAAGGCGAGGUACCAGGAAAGAAGGCCGAGCCCCUUCAUGCAGACGGAGUGAGCUAGGGAAGCAUUGA